Messenger RNA from Salvelinus sp. IW2-2015, 1201 nucleotides. Lineage: Eukaryota; Metazoa; Chordata; Actinopteri; Salmoniformes; Salmonidae. The record is from RefSeq and is a predicted model, not a curated record.
AACCCGUGACAUCUGGGCCUGUAGAAGCAUGUUUUUUUAACAGGCUCUGCCCUCAUUCGGAGCUGCUGCUGGAGACGAACAGAUUCGCAAUUAAUAUUUUCACAUUUUGGAGAGCUGGGGGCCAAAGAGGGCAAGAAAGGGAGGUUAUUUUCCAAAAUUCGCUUUGGUCUGAGACGGGGGUUUGUUCUGGGUGUUGCCACACUCAGAUAAUCUGUUGAAGACGACACAUUUUGCCAAUGUCACUGACCGGAUUAACGCAUGCGUUGUUUCCCAGACUUGUAAAUCAUUUGUGUGGGGCAUGUGUGCUUUUGAUCAUUGCUGCUGCGGCUUAUUCUGAAGAUACUGGAGUGUUGAAGUGACGGGUUUCGGUUGUUACAGGCUAACAAGGAGCGAAAAGGGCCUGGUGGUGCUCUGGAACAGUGUGGGCUCUGAGUCGGAGGCCUCCAGCGUGUUUAGACAGGGACCUCAGUUGGAGUAUGGGCCGGCCAACAGCCUGGCUCCUGGGUGGGCUAUUCGGUUUGAUGUGGGUAAUACCGGUUUUGAUGACACCAACAACAUUGGCCCAGUGCACAUCGUUGAAGACGUUGAGAACAAAACUCACCGACAGAAGACGUAACUUUAAGCACAAUUUCCCCAUUAAUUACACCAUCAGAGUUCACUAUGAAGAGGUCUUCAAACUCUGCAACAUCAGCAGGCUGAGGGCGAGGGUGGUGGAUCUGGAGGAGGGGGACCUGCAGGAUGUGUGGCUGUUGGUCAACCAGGAGGUGUUGAAGAGGAUCUUGAGGGUCCUGCCAGAGAGACAUCCCUCCUACAAGUACACCUCCGAUCUGGAAGAUCUCUUCAGGAAGAUCCAGCAGGUGUUCCCACCACAGAGUGAUGAGAGAGAGCCCCCAGAGCGAAUAGAGGAGAUCUACAAUCGAGUGAAGGAGCCCAACUCAAAAGGGUGGAGGUUCGUGACCCCCAAAUCCCUGUUGGAUAACUGCUAUAGGACACUGCACUGUCUCUUCAAAAACUGCUUUCCCAGUGAAGAUGGAGAGCAAGAGUAUUGUAGCACUCUUCACUGGCGGAAGGGCAGAAAGAGACAACUACAGGAAACCUGAGGAGGACGCUAUUUCCAAACACUGCAAAUAUACACUGAGUGUAAAAAACAUUAAGUACACCUUUUUAAUAUUUAGUUGCACCCCACCCAUUUUUGCCCUCA